CUGUAUACCUUGACUGGCAUAAAUUCACUGGAAGCAAUCGUUUAUUAAAUAAAAUUUGCAAUUAAGAUUUAAAACGGUGUUAACGUGUAGUGAAAUUAAAGAUUUUCCACGGGCCUUCUAUUGUUUAAUAAAAUUAUUUAAUAGUGAAUUGAUGUAAAAAUACAUAUUUUUAAUGUGCACAGUGCUUGAAAAUAAAAGAGAAUCAUCCCUUUUUUGUGUAUAUCGCUGUCUCAUAUAAAACGGCAAGAUUUUGUGUAAUCGCCAACAGCCAAUCAAAAUAGCUCUUCUAAAAUUAUAGUUCCGGAAACAGUUUUGUCGAAUAUAUCAUAGAAUUAUUAUAUCGAUGCUUUCAUUUGCGAGCGGAUUUUCGAAGAAUAAAGUAGUGUAUCGCUUGUUCUAAGUGUUAGCAAAAAUUUUAAUAUUUUUAAUCUGAUAAUAAUUAACUUCAAUAUAUAAAACUAUAUAAACGGAGUACACAAUUAUUGAUUUUUCGUCGUAGCUAUUUUUCGACAAUAUGGCGGACGACGAACAGUUUUCGCUUUGUUGGAAUAAUUUUAAUAGCAAUCUCUCGGCUGGUUUUCAUGAAUCGUUAUGCCGUGGUGAUUUGGUUGAUGUGACGCUUGCAGCGGAGGGGCAACUAGUGAAGGCGCAUCGUCUUGUACUAUCUGUUUGUUCUCCGUACUUCCGCAAAAUGUUCACACAGAUGCCGGCCAAUCAACAUGCUUUUGUAUUCCUAAAAGAUGUUAGUCAUACAGCUCUUAAAGAUCUCAUUCAGUUUAUGUAUUGUGGAGAAGUAAAUGUUAAGCAAGAAGCUCUUCCAGCGUUCAUAAGCACAGCAGAGGCUCUUCAAAUAAAAGGUUUAACCGAUAGUGAUCCUGCACCAUCGUCAUCACCAGCGGAACCAUCUACUCCAACACCACAAAUACAGCAAAUUACAUCCCCACGAGUACGACAACAGCGAACCUCACAAACACGGUCCUAUAAAAUAGAAACAAUUGAUGAUUCAGAUGAAAAACCAGCUACACAAAUUGUUAUACAAACAACAGCAGCGCCACAGGCAACAAUUGCACAACAGCAAGCCUCACACCUGCAACAGCAUACACAUCAUCAUAGCUCCGCGCAACAAAUAAGUAGUGUACCAGCUACAGCCACCGUCGUUACACACAAGCGUCCUGCACAACGUAGCAUUGGAAGUGCACCACAUAUAAAACGCACCAAGAGUACAAUUGAUCCAUUAGAUGCAUCAGAAUCUGCAACCUCACAAAUAACUGUGCAAGCAACAGUAGUCGAUAGCAAAGCUCAACAAUCUGAUACCGAAUAUAUUGACAUGCCAAUGGAAAUACCCACCAAAUCUGAACCAGAUUACUCUGAAGAUGCAGGAGAAGUAAAUGCCACAGAUCAUGAAGCAACAUAUGUUGAAGAUGAUUCCUACGGUGACAUGCGAUAUGAUGAAAGUUACUUUACCGAAAAUGAAGAUGGAACAGCUAAUGCAUCUGUGGCAACAUCUGUUACUGGUGGCAAUUCUGGUGGUGUGAAUGUUAGUAAUGCUUCAGUUGCGACGACAUCGACAAAAGCUCUGAUAAAACAACAGACGUCAUUCUCUGAUUCAUCAUAUGUCGAUGCUGCCGAUCAGUCAAAUAAUGAUGCACAAGCUAAAGUCCUGAACUUUAAAAACCGAAAGCCUCCAUUGACAACUGAAAAGCACAACAUUAAACGAAGUUCAGGAUUGAAAAAACGAUCAUAUGAAGAAAAAGUACAAUCAGUGCCUGCACUAGAAAUCACUGCUAAACCAGUAACUAAAUAUUCCGAUAUACGACGUCCAGAAAAUAUUAUCAAAUCAAUAAACAGUCAUCAUCUAUCUAUUAUUCAAAAGCCACGGCUAAUGGGAAAAUGUGUCAAAUGUCUUCAAAAAGCUGACAGCAAUCAGGCAAAACAACUUAAAAAAUUAACAACCUAUUGUGCUGAAUGUCCUGGAGGAGUUUGGAUGUGUGAAACGUGUUUUGAUGCUGAACAUAUAAAUCUGGAAUAAAUAAUUGGGAAAAUAUUGUUUUAAUCGUUUAAACAAUAUUUUUUUAUCAAACAAUCAUUUUCUUGUUCGAAAAGUUAUUUCAUUUUUUCUCAACAGAUGGCUUCAUUGUAUUUCUUCGCAGCCAAAUUCACUCAUAAGCCGCAUAAUUUUCAUAUGGAAGAUGCAUCAUGCUCUGGAAGGUCAAUUGAAGCUGAUGAAGACAUAAUAUAGGCAUUAAUAGGUGAAAACUGAUGGAUAACAGUGCAUGACAUCGCUAAAAUACUAUUUCUAAAAUUCAACCAUUCAACCAUGAUUAUGUGAAACCUCUAGGUUUAAUCUCAAAGCACGAUAAGAAUUUUGUGCCGAUACAUUGACUAGUGAUUUGCUUUUCAAACGUGAAGAGUAGGAAGCAUUUUGGAAUCGCAUCACUAGAAAUUAGAAAUGGGUUGUCCACAAUAAUUCUAAACGCAAUAGUCGGAGAAAAAAAAGGUUUCGUUAGCCGAGACAUUCGUUAGCCGAGAUUAAUUAAAAAAAGUGAAAAAAAAAGUGAAUCAUAUAAAUCAAUUUUUUGCCAGCGAAGAACAACAAUUUUAUGAGCGUGAAAUCAACCUACUGUUAGAAAAAUGGCAAAC
Messenger RNA from Teleopsis dalmanni, 2640 nucleotides. RefSeq names its product modifier of mdg4 (gene mod(mdg4)). Gene Ontology annotation, molecular function: protein binding; DNA binding. The transcript has 5 exons. Lineage: Eukaryota; Metazoa; Arthropoda; Insecta; Diptera; Diopsidae. Gene Ontology annotation, biological process: regulation of transcription by RNA polymerase II. The record is from RefSeq and is a predicted model, not a curated record. Bases 515 to 2029 code for a protein of 504 amino acids. Gene Ontology annotation, cellular component: nucleus.